CUCGAAUCAGUUGGAGGAGAGUGCAAAAAAAAAAAAAAAAGGCAACUAUAUUUGGUAUGAACCACAACGGAGAGAGUGUAAUGACACCAAUUAGCUGUGGCAAUGGAAAGCUAAGACAGUGGCUGAUCGACCAGAUUGACAGCGGCAAGUAUCCUGGUUUAGUAUGGGAGAAUGAAGAUCGGACCAUCUUUCGCAUUCCAUGGAAACAUGCAGGGAAACAAGAUUACAACAGGGAAGAAGAUGCAGCCCUCUUUAAGGCCUGGGCGCUUUUUAAAGGUAAAUUCAGAGAGGGCCUUGACAAACCUGAUCCUCCCACAUGGAAGACAAGAUUACGCUGUGCCUUAAACAAGAGUAACGACUUUGAAGAAUUAGUAGAGAGAAGUCAACUUGAUAUAUCAGACCCAUAUAAGGUGUACAAAAUUAUUCCGGAAGGAUCAAAGAAAGGAAUAAAACAGCUUGGAUCAGAAGAUAAUCAGCUAAUCGUGAACCAUGCAUUUGCUGUACCUCAAGCCUAUAGUUCUCUACAGCCACACACUCAGGUACCACAUUUCAUGAUGUCCCAUGAACGUACCUGGAGAGACUAUGAGCAACCACAUCCUGAUCUCCCCUACCAGUGUGCCGGUGUCCCCUAUACAGCACGUAGUCAUCUAUGGCAAAACACGCCCUGUGAUAACAGUUAUCAAGUGACUGGCUCUUUUUAUGCUUGUCCACCAUCAGAAUCUCAAACUGCUGGACUACCAAUAGAACCAAGCUUAAGAUCCGGAGAAGCCAUCGCUUUAUCAGACUGCCGGCUCCAUAUCAGUUUAUAUUACCGAGAUACUCUGGUUGGGGAGAGAACAACAUCUAGUCCAGAAGGAUGUAAGAUUUCACAUGGACAAUGCUUAGAAAUAAGUCGCAUGGACCAAAUCUUGUUUCCUUACCCUGAAGAUAAUAGUCUGCGGAAAAACAUUGAGAAGCUGCUGAGUCACUUGGAGAAAGGCGUAAUUCUAUGGAUGGCCCAUGAUGGAAUAUAUGCCAAGAGACUGUGCCAGAGCAGAAUUUACUGGGAAGGACCUUUGUCCAUCUACAGCGAUCGCCCCAAUAAACUAGAACGAGAUGUGCCCUGCAAGUUAUUUGAUACUCAGCAGUUUUUAACAGAAUUACAGGCAUUUGCUCACCAUGGACGUCCAGCUCCAAGAUUUCAGAUCGUUUUGUGCUUUGGGGAAGAAUUUCCAGACCCGCAGAGAGGACGGAAGCUAAUUACAGCUCAUGUUGAGCCUGUAUUUGCAAGACAGCUAAUUGGCUUUGCAGAACAAAAUGGAGGACAUUUUAUGAGAGGCUAUGAAUAUUCCGAUCUUAUUAGCAGUUCAGAAGAUUAUCAUCGACCAAUUCGCCAUGUCCCACUUCAGGAAUAAAUUGUCAAGCUAGAACCUGUAGGUUACUUUGUAUUAAACUCAUUAACGCAUCAGUUGAUAAAAGUACUGGUGCCAAUUUCUACUGUUGCGGAACUAUGUACAGUUGUUGAACUACCGCAGUUCAUAUUUGACUGACAAAAGAAAAACAAAGACUUUGGGGGUCAUUUAUUAAGCUGAAAUACACCUAAAUUAGGCGUGUCUCAGGGACUUUGCCCUGCUCAUGCCAGGUCUAAAAUAGUUGGUGUGGCAUGGGCGUAGAAAAUGGUCUAAAUGUAAAACAGCUUGGAAGCUGUUUUACAUUUAGAACUGGCGCUGGAUGCGCCGAAGUUAUGGAGAGGCCUACACCUCUUCAUUACUUUGGUCGGAUCCACCGCCAGCUAUGGCCCUUUAUUAAGACCGGUAUCUAAAUUGCCGGUCUUAAUAAAUGUGCCCCUUUGUGUUGUGUUUGAGGGUCUAUUUAUUAUUUGGUGUCAUCUAAAAUAUGUAUCUUCAAUAACAACAUUUGUCUAUUUUAUGCAGUUUAUAUUUUAUAGAUCUAACAUUGUAAUUGGAAUUGUGAAGUAUAAUUUAAAGGGGUUGACCACUUUCCAUUUACUGUUGAUCAAUGUGUUUCUAAGAUGACUAUAUGGCAGUUGCUAAUAUAGUUUUUGUUGAUAUUCUGCAUAUUUCAUAAGGUAUUCUCCCUUGUUUAGCAAGUCUUUGUGCUAUCCAAACAGAGGUCCUCUCCAUAAAAUGGCUGCUAAUGGAGGGUCAUGUGACCAGGUAAAUCACUCAGUCUCUUCAAUUCAAAUACACUACACCUGCACAGAACUCUCAACAUUGCAAGUCAGAUAGAAGAAGUGGUGUAUUUGAGUGAAGGUUGAGUAAUGUGUCUUCCAUCAGCAGCUAGCUUAUUAAUAGGUCUCCUGUGUCAACUGCACAGAAGAUUUGCCCAGCAAGGGACCAUGAUUUAUGAAAUAUAGCAAACAGUACAGGAAAUAAGUAAGUGUCAUGUAGUCAUCUUACAUGUACAUUGGUCAAAAGUAGCCAGAAAGUGGCCAACCAACCCCUUUAAUAAUGGAUUCUCAUAAUAAUGUUCCUAUUCUUCAUUUUAUUAAGAUAAUGCUAAGAUAUGCUUAAGAUAUUUUUUUAAAAUAUUUUCACCAGUAAGUACACAUCAGGAGAUAGGGAUAGGGAUCAUUUUAUAAUGUAACAGAUCUAAAUAGAUAUAAAGAUCAUUUUACAAGAACAAACAGGACUAUUAAAGGGGUUGUCCAGCUAAAACACAAUAUAUCUAAAUAUGCUUUAAAGAGGACCUUUCAUCUGGCAAAACAUUGUGAACUAAGUGUCAUGAUCUGUACAGGGGCGCCCAGGGAUCUCACUGCAC
This is a messenger RNA of Bufo gargarizans (Asiatic toad), 2760 nucleotides long. RefSeq names its product interferon regulatory factor 4 (gene IRF4). Gene Ontology annotation, cellular component: nucleus. Lineage: Eukaryota; Metazoa; Chordata; Amphibia; Anura; Bufonidae. Bases 57 to 1394 code for a protein of 445 amino acids. Gene Ontology annotation, biological process: immune system process; regulation of transcription by RNA polymerase II. The record is from RefSeq and is a predicted model, not a curated record. The transcript is spliced from 9 exons. Gene Ontology annotation, molecular function: DNA-binding transcription factor activity, RNA polymerase II-specific; RNA polymerase II cis-regulatory region sequence-specific DNA binding; protein binding.